UUUAUCUCUCUCUCUCUCUCUCUCUCAUCUCCCUUCAUUCAAUUCAAUAAUGCCUCCACUUCGCUGAAACCGUUUCUCUCCAAACCUUUCUCUCUCAGGCUUUUUCUCAGCCGUCUUUGCCAUUUCCAAUUUAAUACCCUUCGCCAUUAUUCUCAUGCAUCCCAUUCUCUCUCCUUCAUUUUCACCCUUUUCACCUUCCUUCCCUUCCCUCCAUUACUUGUUUCUUCUGCUUCUGCCUCUUCAUUAUUGUCUCUCUUCUGCUCUUUCCAUAUGCGUAUCUCAUCACACCUGACUUGAUUUUACCGUUUCUUCUUUGCCACUCCCAUUACUACUGUUCCCACCACUGCUCUCUCUUCUCCUUCUCAGGGUUCAGUCAUGGCUAUUCCACUUGGCCGAUCUUCUCUGGGUCCGUCGCUGCCGCCUCCCUCCCCCAAGUCGCCGCCCAAGUACCCGGAUUUGCACGGCAAGCGCCGUGAAAUCGCUAGGGUUCACAUGCUUGAGAAGGAGAUGAGUGUUCUCCAGGACGAAUUAAAAUUGACCGAAGGGCUUCAACCUUCUUCAACGUGCUGCAAAGAGCUAAUUGACUUUGUGGUAGCAAACCCGGAUCCUCUGUUACCUACAAACAAGAAGAACCAUCGGUUACAUCGCCGCUUCUGGAAGUGGCUCUGUCGGAUGCCCAAUUUCAACUUGUGUUGGAUCUGCUGUUACUGCCGUGAAGGGUGCAAUGUUCAUCUAAAAUUACCAGAAAGAUGCUGCGGAUGCUGCAAAUUAUGCGAAUGCAAUUGUCUUCCAACAUGUAACAUUUGCGUCUUGCCAAAGUGGCGUUGCUUCUCUUGCCCCAAAUCAAAUUGCUGUAAACACAGCUGUGCCUGCCAAAAUUGUUGUGUCAUCCCACGUUGCUGCAAAUUUGACAGUCCUUCCAGCCCCUCGUGCUGCACUUGCAAAUGUUCUUGCACUUGCUCGUGUCCUAGCUGUCCUGGGGUAAGCUCAUGUUGUUGCUUCGUGUCAAGGUCCUGUUGGAAGAACUGUUUCUGUACAUGCACGUGCCCGAGAAUGACAGUGUGUUGAGCAAUGAAACAUCAAACCAAGUAAAAAAAAAAAAAAACGAAUUCAAGAUAUUGGAGAGUUUUGAAUAAUAAUAAUAAUAAUAAUAAUAAUAAUUUUGCAACGUUUAAUAUUAUCUGAUCUUAAAAUGAAAUUUUAGGCAUGCUUAUCAUGGGCCAUGCUAAUCUUCUCUAUAUGUUCCAAUUUCAUCGGAUGUCCUUGAGGGACUGUUAGGCAUGCUUAUGUGUAAAAAUAUAUCUUCAUGUACAUGUUGAAGUCCUCGUUGUAUAUUUCU
Messenger RNA from Prosopis cineraria, 1339 nucleotides. Its product is annotated as guanine nucleotide-binding protein subunit gamma 3-like. The transcript has 5 exons. The record is from RefSeq and is a predicted model, not a curated record. NCBI's taxonomy places the organism in Eukaryota, Viridiplantae, Streptophyta, Magnoliopsida, Fabales, Fabaceae. Bases 376 to 1068 code for a protein of 230 amino acids.